AUUGAAAAUUGAAAAUUACAAAAAACGAUAUAUUUAUUACGGUAGUUUAAUGUGUUUUCUUAAUAUGUGUGAAAAUCCAAAAAAAAACUAUUUUUAUGGAACAGAAGGAGUAUAUAUAUAGCUGAAAAAAUAUUAGUAAGUUUAUGCGAGGAAGGUUUUACUUGCUUUUUCUAAUCUAGUUGACUUUCUUGUUAAUCACAUCACAUAUCUUUAUUAAUCAACUUUUAACCCAGUGUAAAUAAUUGAUAUAUAUAUUUCUAUGGGAGAAAUCAUCAUUCAUGACUUCAUUUCAUGUAUUGUGUCAUAAUUACUGUCCAUAAAUUAAGUUACUCACAACAUUAUUCCAAAUAUUCUUAGGUCUUUAUUAGUGGAUUGAGAGGUCUUAAUUAAUGGAUUGAUAUCCACAAAAAUAUAUAUAGACGACAAUCUGAAACAUUUUUCUUUCCACAAAUCACCAUAUAGAAAAUAUUUAAACGCUUAUUAAAUAUGAAAUCAAGAUACGCCUAUCCGACUUUGAAUUCAUCGAUGAAUGCAAGGCUCGAAGAUAUGAAAUCAAGAUACGCCUAUCCGAGCUUUACACGGCUUAGCCGCAUUAUAAUUGCCGGUUUCUCCUUUGUGUUUCUUUUAGACUAAAUACCGUUGCCAGAAUUUAUUUUCUCAAAUGUUUUCCAAAUUAGAAUAGUAGCUGAUUUAUUUAAAUUGUUUUGAUAAAUUAAUACCAAAAUAAAAUAAAAAAUCGUAGACGUGAAUCGUAUACAUUGUGUGCGUGAAUGUAUGCCUAGAAGGUAGGGUGUCUUAUUCAAUAAGCCACCCCUCUAGGAAGGCUGGCACAUAUAUAUAAAACAAAUACACCACAAAGAAUUUAAGGAACCAAUAAAAUCAAAAGAACAAAUAAGGUUAAACUCAAGUUAAUUAGAUUAUUCUUAUACAAAAAUGAAUCAAGAAGAUCAUAUGAAUCAAGGAGACCAUAUUAUGAACAACGGAGAAGGCUCAAUGCCUUGCUUCUCCGAGACGACCAUUACGUCCUCUAAUCAUCUCUAUCCCAUGACGGCCGCGACGAAAUCUUCGGAAGAGGACCACAGCAUUUCGCUCUCUCUUCUACUCAAUCUCUCCACAAUACAAGACAAAGUCCACCACAUCCAAUCUCUGGUCAGCUUUUUCAUGAUCUCUAACAACAACCAAUCCUCGGAGUCAACGUCGUCUUUGGCCGUGGCUAACAUCGAAAGCUUGGUUCAAGAGAUCGUCACGGCAGCUACUUCAAUGAUGCUCACUUGCCAACAACGCCACAUCCCAUCUAAUAACAACAGUAACUUCAAUAACGAACAAACCGUAGAUGCAAUCGUUAUGAAGUAUUCCACACAAGAGACCGAACCGGAUCAUGACUUCACGCCAGAGUCGUCAACCAACUUUCUUGGCGUCCAAGAAAGAGGAAAUAUUUCGUUUAUUGACCAGAAUCUUGACUGGCACGGCACACAAUCCAUAAACCCUAAAAAAGAUCAGCAUCGUUUUAAAACAAGACCCGGGAACUAUGAGAUACUGGAGCUAGGCGCAGACGACCUACUAGCAAAGUUCACGCAUUACUGCCAGAUUUGUGGAAAGGGGUUUAAGAGAGACGCGAAUCUAAGGAUGCAUAUGAGAGCACACGGAGACGAGUACAAGACACGUGAAGCCUUGAUCAGCCCAACGAGCCAUGACAAGAAAGUUGAAGAACACUCGUUGAUGAGACAUUACUACUCGUGCCCUCAACAUGGGUGUAGAUGGAACCAGAGGCACGAGAAGUUUCAGCCGUUGAAAUCUGUGAUUUGCGCCAAGAAUCAUUACAAGAGAAGUCAUUGUCCGAAAAUGUAUAUGUGCAGGAGAUGUAACGUGAAGCAUUUCUCGGUUCUGUCUGAUCUUAGGACGCACGAGAAGCAUUGUGGGGAUAUAAAGUGGGUUUGUUCUUGUGGGACUACGUUCUCUAGGAAAGACAAGCUUAUGAGCCAUGUUUCUUUAUUCGUGGGCCACUCACCGGUCCAUGGCCCGCCGCCGCAGCAGCGUCCGAUUAUCACAAUAUAAAGAUUUCUACGUAUUAUCAAAUGACUUGUGCAUUAGCGUUAAUGUUACAAAUUAUUUUGAUUACGAUACUGCAUUAUGGAUAUGUUAAAAAAGAGUACGUAGUUUUUCAUCAUUCUUGCUUCUGCUAAGUUAUGGGUAAUAGUUUUGGUUAAUCCAUGCAACUUCUGAUUUCUGAAUAAUAGUUACAAUGUUGAGAAACUAACGUGACAAUGGCUCAUCUGACUUCAAACUAGCAAUGUAACAUCUUAUAAUAUAUUUGACAUAUGGUUACGAUUGGUAUCAGUUGGUGGCAGCGCUAAAGAUAGUAUCUUCGUCCAUAUAUAACAAUUUAAGAAAGACAUAAUUAUCUUCUCUAUGCACAUACGCAGCAAUUUUCAUCCAUUGUGAUUUUCUCUCAUGAAUAGAAAAAAAAGAAGAAUUUUUUAAUUUUAACAAUACAUUUUCAACGGUCCAUUUCAUCUGAUAUAGAUGUACAGUAUAGACUAACCUACUUGACAAUGAUAACUAAAUAUUUUAAAUAAAGUAUAUAAAGCAAAAAAAUGUUAUAACACCAUAUUUUGGUGGAUUGGAUCAUAAAAGAGAUUCAAAAAUGAACUCACAUUGAAAACUCGUGUUUGCAGUUUGUGUAGCGAUGUGUCUCUUGACUCGAUAGCAUCAUUUCUUAGGGUAUGUUCGAUGGUCAGGUCCAACAUCGCGUGAACCAGUGUUUAUGUCAGGUCCAACAACUUAAUUGUAAUUUUUUCAUCUGUGUUUAAAAAUUCCCUAAGAAUAGUAAAUUUGUGAAUAGGCAAAGAACUAAUCAGAAACAAGAUUAAUAAGAUUCUGGUUACAGUUAGUUUUUUAAUAGUUUUAAACAACUUAAAUCUGCUAAUUUACGGGUCCCUCACCACCUAGCUAGUAGCCUAGUACUAUAACAGACAAUACCAAAAGCAGAAAGAAGAAAACUAUCAUUUCCUUACAUUUAUGAUAAAUGAUAAAAGAAUUUGUGGGAUAUAUGAAUAAAACACGAUAUAGAACAUUCCAUAAAGAAUAUUUCACAAAAUAAUUAAUUGUUAAAAAGUCCAUGUUCGAUCCUAGAAAAAGCGUAGUUGCUUUUAUGUCAACAAAUAAUCAAUAAUUGUUAAAAAAGUCCAUGUUCAAUCCUAGAAGGCGAAAUAGUUGCUUCAGUGGGAACACAUUUUUUAAUUUUAUUUCUGUUACUUUUUAUUCUUCUUCAUUUUUGUUCUUUUUUAUCUCACAACUAGAGUCUAGAGAGACCACUCUAGUCCAUUAGAUCUUUCUUUAUGUUGAUUAAUCAUUUCUAAACUAGUUUACUGUUUUUCUUCUUCUUUUUGUUAGCUAAGAAUCUAGUAAUAAAAUUAAGAGUUGUAAUGGAAUUUCAAUUGUUCAAACCCCUAAUUCAUACCAAACAUGUUUUAAAUGAAAUUAAAAGUAAAGAUAAUUCAUGGCAAUUCGAAUAUGAUCAUCAUCCUCCCAAUCCAAGUGUUCCGACUUUCCAAUAAAAUUAAAUAGAAUAUGAUCCAGACCUUAGGUCUGACUAAUCCUUCCAGACUGGAAGCAGUGGUUGAUAAUAUGGAGAAUUUAACUAGAAACAUGAAAUUGAUUCCAAGCGCUAAACCACUAACCUAACGCAUAGUUGGUAAUAUAGCUUGUGUUGGUCACAUCUUUUUUCAUUUUUGAAUAAAAUGAUAAAUUUGAUUCAAAAGAAAAUAGAACUUGUUUACAGACUGUAAAAUAUUUUGCUAUGUAAACAAGUUCUAUUUGUUUUUAACAAUGAGACUGUUAAAAUAUUUCGCUAUGUUCCCACAGCCCCAGUCCAGCUUUGGUAAGCAUUCACCAUCCUUUUGUCUUGCUUUAGAGUCAUUGUUAUGUUCUUCACAUGUCUGUCGAUUGACCGAAAGAGUACAUCAUUUUUUUUUGAUAAAGGCGUUGGUCACGUCUUUUUGCGUCACUUCAGUAUUCUAGUCUAGACGAAUCUACGAAAUUUUAUUAAAUUAAUUAGAAUAGACUUGUUUGUUUAUCACGCGAAAUAGAUUACAGUUUUAAUUAAAUGAGGUAGCAGUAAUUGUUUAGAACACAAUUGCGUUAACGCGACGUUCUUCCACAAAUAAUUCACCAAAGCUAACAAAGAAAAUAACAUUAAUCAUCCAUCCACUUUAUACAAAUUUUGUUCAUUAAUAUAAAUAUGUAACAAAUAGCUCUUUUGAAAUCUAAAAUGAAUACGCUUGACAAAGAUAUUUUACCAAAAUUUCAACUCAUGCAGAUUGCCACAUCUUUAAAGGCCUUCAUCAUGCAGACUGCCACAUUGUUAAUGUCCCCGGUAAGAUCCAAUUAUAUAAGCACGCGUUUACAAGUGUGCAUGUUAUAAGCAGAUAACAGGAUUAAUGCAUGUAGGAGUUCUUUUCUAAAGCAUUGGUUAUACAUGUGACAUAAGAUAGUAUUAGGGAUGAAAGCUACACCCACCGUUAUGUAAACUUCACCAUUAAAUGAAAAUAUAUUCAAAUAAUACAUGAUAAAAUACUAUGUAAGUUUCAUCGUUAUAUGGUCUAUCAAAUAUAUAAGACGUGAAGAACAUGCCAUUAAAAACUCUUUUUAACUUUUUCUUAAAUAUAUUAAAACUCUAAAACUUGCUUAGGUGAUUCACUAUUAAUUUUUUUUUGUCGGCCUUUGAUUCACUAUUAAUUUAAUUCAACUGGGAUUGACAAUUGACAUUCUUCGUUUAUAGCUGACAUAAUAUUAGUAGGUUUAUGUGGGGAAGGUCGUAAGUGGGGAUGGCUCUUAUAAUUUGCUUGCUCUACUCUAGUUGACUUCCUAGUUUAACCACAUCACAUAUCUUUUUUAAGCUAAUGUAAAUAAUUCAUACACAAAUGACAAGUGCAGUUUCAAAGGGGAAAACAUCAUUCAUGACUCCAUCUUAUGUAUUGUGUAAUUGUAUCAUGUCAUAACUACUGUCCAUACGUUUGAUCAAAAAAGAAAAAAAA
This is a messenger RNA of Brassica napus (rape), 5036 nucleotides long. RefSeq names its product protein SENSITIVE TO PROTON RHIZOTOXICITY 2-like. Gene Ontology annotation, biological process: response to aluminum ion; response to acidic pH. The coding region runs from base 934 to 2055 and encodes 373 amino acids. The transcript has a single exon. The record is from RefSeq and is a predicted model, not a curated record. NCBI's taxonomy places the organism in Eukaryota, Viridiplantae, Streptophyta, Magnoliopsida, Brassicales, Brassicaceae.